Molecule: messenger RNA, 754 nt
Organism: Coccidioides posadasii C735 delta SOWgp
Lineage: Eukaryota; Fungi; Ascomycota; Eurotiomycetes; Onygenales; Onygenaceae
Biological process (GO): nucleotide metabolic process
Molecular function (GO): catalytic activity
Source: RefSeq, a predicted model, not a curated record
GCAUUUCUUGAUAUUAUGCCGCUGACGAGGGGCCAUGUGCUGGUUAUCCCGAGACGACAUUUUCAGAAUCUAGGGGAAGUGAGGGUCAACGAGGGAAGAGAGCUUGGAAAAUGGCUUCCUAUCAUCUCUAGGGUAGUUGUGAGAACAAUAUUAGGCACUCAGCCGGAUGAGCGCGGCGAAGAUCCCGCACAUUGGAAUGUAGUGCAGAACAAUGGUCUCCGUGCAGCGCAAACGGUUCCCCAUGCGCAUUUCCAUAUCAUUCCGAGACCCCCUCUAGAAAGGAUGACAGCAUCCAAAACGAGUUGGGUAAUGUUUGGCCGGGGUCAGCGCGAUGAACUUGACGACGACGAAGGACAGAGACUGGCAGCUGAGUUAAGAACGGAACUUGCAAAAGAAGUCGCAAAAAUUAAGGCAACGGAGGGCAUUGACCUUGAUGAAGAUUGUUCCGAAUCAGGGCCAAACAUACCUCGAGCGGAGAAGCUGUGAUCCAUAGAGUUCUGGCUGUCUAAGACAUAUAUGGUGCCAUUCUUUGUUGUGCAUAUACCAAUGUUUGUCAUUCAGCCAAUGCUCUUUUCAUACAUUUCUAAAUACCUUCGAGACAUUCAAUGACCUUUAAUGUUGUGUCGCGGUGCGCUUUCAAGUUGCCCCUCAAGGGGUUGAACAACUGUUGGCUUUGGGUGUGAAUCGUUGGAAGUACUAUAAUCAUCCAUUCAGUUCAAUCUCUAGACAAGAAUGGCGAAAAUUGUGCGUACCC